AUGUCUCUGAAGAUAAUUAAUCUGAUCUUACUGAUGUGUGUUUCUGCAGGCUGCACUCUGGAGAACAGAAAACAACUACUGAAUAUCACAGCUCAUACAGGAGGGUCAGUACUGCUGCCCUGCUACUGCACUGACCUACACACCACACCUGAGGGAUUCAGCUGGAAGAAAUACAACAGAAACAGAAGGGAAGAGAUAUCUAGUGAGGGUGGAGACAACAGAAACACAACAAACUGGGAAGACAUAUCCAGGGAGAGUGGUCAGUACAGAAACAGAGUUCAGCUGGUUAAUGGUCACUCUCCAGGAAAUCUCUCUCUACUCAUAUCACACCUGACUGAAGAGGAUGAAGGAGAUUACUACUGUGAAGUUAAAGGUUCUGUUUUAAACAUCAGACUGACUGUAAAAGGCUGCACUCUGGUGAACAGAGAGCAACUACUGAAUAUCACAGCUCAUACAGGAGGGUCAGUACUGCUGCCCUGUUACUGCACUGACCAACGCAAAAAAUCUGGGAGAUUCAGCUGGAAGAAAGACAACAGAAACACAACAAACUGGGAAGAGAUAUCCAGUGAGAGUGGUCAGUACAGAAACAGAGUUCAGCUGGUUAAUGGUCACUCUCCAGGAAAUCUCUCACUACGCAUAUCACAUCUGACUGAAGAGGAUGAUGGAUUUUACAUCUGUGCUGUUAAAGAACCUCCACAGUCUCUGCCCUUCAUCCCCUUUGCCUUGGUCACUGUGAUCUUUCUCCACAUUAUAGUAGCUGUGGUUUAUCACACCAAGAGAAACAAAGAUCCUGCCAGAGUUCACUACAGCACUGCUGAUGGAGAUGGAGUGGUCAGUCUGGAGUAG
This is a messenger RNA of Colossoma macropomum (tambaqui), 846 nucleotides long. Its product is annotated as junctional adhesion molecule-like. Bases 1 to 846 code for a protein of 281 amino acids. The record is from RefSeq and is a predicted model, not a curated record. Gene Ontology annotation, biological process: cellular response to lipopolysaccharide; negative regulation of T cell proliferation; immune response. Gene Ontology annotation, cellular component: external side of plasma membrane. The transcript is spliced from 5 exons. Lineage: Eukaryota; Metazoa; Chordata; Actinopteri; Characiformes; Serrasalmidae.